AUGCGUGUAUUAAAUUUAACAAAAGUAACAAGAAAUAAAAAUUUAUCAGCAUCAUCAGCAACAGUAUCAAAAAUAUUUAAAGUUUUAGCUAUUUAUACAUGUACAAAAAAAGUUGAUAUUGAAUCAUUUGAAGCUAAAACACGAAAAACACCUGAUUAUGCAACUGUAAUACAUCUUAGACGAACUUCGAUAAAUCGAGAAAAGAUAAUUGAAAAUAAUCCGUCAGAUAAACGACAACCUCGUGUUGUUGAAAAUUUUAUUAUUAUCUGGUUAGAUCCUAAAAUUAAUGAAUCGAAUAGUUAUUAUCAAAAUUCUAUUUCUCAUCUACGGUGUAUCGUUAAUACCAUUAAAAUAUUUACUGAUGCUGAUCGUUGCUUGGAAUUUCUUGGUAAAGUCAAAGAUGAAAAAGUGUUUUUGAUUAUUUCAGGUUCACUUGUGAUAAGUCUAAACACGAACAAUGGUCUAAAAGCUAUGAAAAAAACAAAAGGUGUUUUUACUGAAAUUGUAUUCGUAUGUGAUGUAUUAAAACAAAAUAUUCAUUAUUCUGAAGCUAAUUUAACAUCUGUUACGAUUCUUGCACCAUCAUCAAAUAUGAAAUCAAAUGAAAUUGAUCCAACAUUUAUGUAUUCACAAUUACUCAAAGAAAUUCUUAUUGAUAUAGAAAAAGAAGAUGCAGAAAAACAAAAACUUAUUAAAUUUUGUCGUGAACAAUAUUCUCAAAAUGAUUCAGAAUUAGAGAUCAUUAAUGAAUUUGAUCAAGAUUAUUUAAAACAAUCUCCAUUAUGGUGAAUUGGAGAAAUACAACAGAUUGGAGAUAAACUAUGGCAAGUUAAUUUAUCUUUAACAAAUCAUGAUGAUCAACAAUUAAAGCGUAUAGUUGAAUCUAUUCGUGAAGAUCUUUCUGAUGGACGAACAGGAUGGCAUAAACUUGCUAUUUUAAUGGAUGAAAUAGGAAAUUUUGAUAAAGCUGAUGAAUUAUGUCAACAAUUAUUUGAGAAAAUAAUGAACGAUAAUUGGAUGCAACUUACUCAUUUUCAUCAAUUUAUUGGGUUUAUUAAAAUGCGAAAAGGAGAUUAUUCAAAUGCACUUUCUCAUUUACAUAAAUGUCUGGAUAUUUAUCAAAGUCAGUAUGAUCAGGCAUUAGAAACAUUUCAAUAUGCUCUCAAUAAAGCUCUUCAAUUAAGUGAACCUGAAUAUAAAAAUUAUAAUCUUUCACUAAAUAUUCCACUUGAAAAUUUUUCAUCAAUUGAUCCUUUAAUAGCAGAAGCUCAUAUUGGUAUUGGUGAAGUAUAUGAAUUGAUGCAAGAUUUUGAUCAAGCUCUUAUACAUCAUGAAAAAGCACUUGAAAUUCAAGAAAAUCUCUUUCAAAAGAUUCUCUAG
Messenger RNA from Rotaria sp. Silwood1, 1380 nucleotides. Lineage: Eukaryota; Metazoa; Rotifera; Eurotatoria; Philodinida; Philodinidae. The record is from the annotation of a GenBank genome assembly.